Molecule: messenger RNA, 670 nt
Organism: Cuscuta epithymum
Lineage: Eukaryota; Viridiplantae; Streptophyta; Magnoliopsida; Solanales; Convolvulaceae
Source: the annotation of a GenBank genome assembly
AGUUUUUCAGCCUUGUUCAUCAAUCUUUUGGUAUUCUUUAUUAUGUAUUUGGCAGCCACAAGUUUGGUGGAAAUGCACAGUCGAUCACAAAAAAUAGGUGGAUUCAUCAUACAUCUUUUCUGUGGGAUUAUGCAAUACAUAACAUGGCUUACCUCAAGCUUCCAAAACGAGUCCCUGACUAUAGACAGGCAAGAGGGCAUUUGGACUUCAUAUGCAGCAUGAAGGAGUUCAUGUCAAGACUAGAAUUUAUUGGUAGGACCAUAGAUGCAGCCAGAAAUUAUUUUUAUGUAAGACGAUUGGAACUGUAAGAAGUUGAACACUCACUGGACAUGAAGUUCACACCUACUUCUAGGCUGCUUAUGGAAGAAGAGUUAGAGGGGGGUGCCAUUGUCUCACAUUCCAAGAACCCCAUAUCUCAGUCAAUGUGAUUCUGAAACUUUUAUCAUGUCAUCUCUUGAUUCUCUAUUAAUCUUCAAGAACUACAUAGUAACCCCAGGUGUGGAGAGCCUGCCUGGUUAUUCUUUAGCACGUGAAGUUCAUUUGUUGUAAUGCUCAUGAGCAUGAGUAAUGAGAGACUGCAUAUAGUGGCCGCAAACUAUGUUGUGCACACAGUUUUACCUUUGCCAUGGUGAAUAGUCGGAUGACAGUUUUGAACUUUAGUGAUUGGCGU